CCCACGCCACGACCUUUGUGCUUCUCUAAAAUCUAGGAGAGGUGCACACAAAUUACCAUUAAAUACGAUCUCUCUCUCUUGAUUCUGCGACGAACGCGGAAAGCGAAAUUGGAGAAGACAAAGCUCCUCACCCCACCCCACCACACCACUCAACGUCACAAAGAAAAUAAAAGAAAAAAACCAAUCUUUUUGAGUCCUUUGCACGAUCUUGGAGAAGUAAGUAAACAAACACCGACCCAGAAGAAAAGAUUUGUUCUUUUGAUAACCAAGAGAAGCCAAGUCUGCUGAGCUAAAUUUGAGAUCUUUUUAUAGGUUGUUGUUGUCUGUUUGUGGUGUUAUUUGAUGGAUGAAGAUGCUGUGAAAACAUGUGGAACGCCUGAAAUGAUGAAUAAGGAAGAGGGUUAUAACCUGAGAGGAGACUCUACAGGGAAGGGAAUGGGUUCAAAGUCUAAGGUGAAAGAGAUCCCUCGUUACCUCAGAGCAUCGACUGGUUCGUGUCAUGAUUUGUGCAAGUACGGGAAGAGGGAGAUACCUGUGGAGAAACCAUGGCGUUCGACUACUAGAAAGAUCUUCAAGAAAGCUCUUGAUGAUGAUUUGAAUGAAACUUUGAAGCCGAGUUCUUCUAAAUUGAAGAAGAAGGUGAUGGAAGGGGAGAAAAACAAGGUUACUGAUGAUUCUUCUGAGGUAGUUAAAAGAGAGGUUGUGAAGUAUCAAGUGACUGGUGUCUCUAAUGGGAGGAAGAAGCCAGAAGUAUUGAUAAUAUCAUCUGGUGAUGAAACUCCUGUGAAGCAGAUGAAGAAGAAAACAACAUUAAGUUCCAAACUUAAGCCUUCACCAGAUUCGGGAUCUCGCUCAUCUGGAAAUGUUGAUGCCCUGAAGUCGAAAGUCUUGAAGAAAUCUUUUUCAGCACUAGCAACAUCAAAAUCUAAAGUAAUCCUUGAAAAAGUUGUUGCUUCACCAGUUCUGAAACCCAAAAUGGGGGCAAAAAGUGGAGGGAAAGACGAAGAUACAAAGAUAAAGACAGCAGCAGUAUCUUCUAGAGUUGUUUCAAAGAAAGUUCCAGUGACUCCAAGAGCUUCGCUUUCUCCAAGAUUUUCGGUAAGAGUAGCCGGAAAUUCAAGCUUGAGAAAGAGUCAGAGUUUAAAGGCUGCAUCUUCCUCUUCUUCUCGACAAAAUCAGAAACCAAGAUCCGUGAAUCGUACUGAUGAAUCUAAUAAGCAGUUAGAUGAUUAUCCAGUGGAGGAGAAAACAUUGCACGUUGUUGAAAUGGAAACAACUAGCAAGGUCCUCUCUGAAAACGAUCAGAAUCAGCAGGGCUUGGUUGAACCUGUUCUUCCUCCUCUUCCACCGACCCAAUCAACUCCAAAAGAUGAUGAGUGUACUGUUUCAGAAACAGAGGAGUAUGAAUACACUUCAGGAAGCAAUGAGGCUGAGAGCGCUGGAGAAGAGAUCGAAAUGUCCAAUGGAGAGAAGAAGCCAAGAGCGACGAGAAAGGAGGGUGAUUCUGCAGAUGAAGCUGCUCAUAAGUUACGUUUCCGAAGAGGAAAAGUUGUGGAUGCUGAUGCUGCGGGUGAGAGUGCAAGGAAGCUCAAGUUUAGAAAGGGAAGAGGUCUUGGGGAAGACAAAGCACAAGAUGCACAAGUAAGGAGAAGCUUUAAGAAGAGGGAAGAUAUCAAAGAAGAAGAAGUCGAUGAGAAUGGUGAAAAGGUUGUGUUGAGGCAUCAAGAUGUUCAAGAGAAAGAUGCACAGGGACUAUUCAACAAUGUCAUUGAAGAAACAGCGAGUAAGCUCGUGGAAGCUCGUAAAAGCAAAGUUAAAGCUUUGGUUGGUGCUUUCGAAACAGUCAUUUCUCUUCAAGAAUCUUAAACCUUCCUGCUAACUCUCUGAAACUAAUCUAGAUUGAGCCGGUUUGAAUCGUUUCGGUUUGCUGAACUUUAAAGAAGAUUGAUGCUUCAUAGUUCAUACAAAGUUAUAAGGAUAUGUCUCAGCCAAACAUCGAUAUUGAUGCUUUUGUGAAUAAUAAUUGAUGGAUUUGGGGUUGUGUUUGGUUUUGGUUCUCGGUUUAUAUAAUUCAGUUUGUAUAGAAAAAUUCUAGUCUGUUUUCAUACAUUUGUUGUUGCUUUUUGUCUUCUUGUUAAGAGAAAUCACUAAGCAGACAGUAAACUGUGUUUUUCUGGUUUUGCAUAAAACUGGUCCUUACUGGUUUGUGAACAAAAGGAGCUUGUUAAAGAACACUUGCCGCUAGAUCAUUUGGGCUUGGAGGCAUAAGCCGCAUAACCGAAGAAGGAGAACUGUCUUCUUGAAGCUCAUCUUUUUGCCUGAAGAUUUUCUCAAAAAACAUUUAGAGAAUCGGACCUCACUUUAAGUAAUGAUCCAAAAAAAACCAAAUUUAUUGUUGUUAAUGACACAUAAUCUACUUCUCUCA
Molecule: messenger RNA, 2425 nt
Organism: Capsella rubella
Lineage: Eukaryota; Viridiplantae; Streptophyta; Magnoliopsida; Brassicales; Brassicaceae
Product: microtubule-associated protein 1B
Exons: 4
Coding region: 343-1866 (507 amino acids)
Molecular function (GO): calmodulin binding
Source: RefSeq, a predicted model, not a curated record